Messenger RNA from Pieris brassicae (large cabbage white), 4827 nucleotides. RefSeq names its product Krueppel-like factor luna. Bases 63 to 716 code for a protein of 217 amino acids. The record is from RefSeq and is a predicted model, not a curated record. Gene Ontology annotation, biological process: regulation of transcription by RNA polymerase II. NCBI's taxonomy places the organism in Eukaryota, Metazoa, Arthropoda, Insecta, Lepidoptera, Pieridae. The transcript has 4 exons. Gene Ontology annotation, molecular function: RNA polymerase II cis-regulatory region sequence-specific DNA binding; DNA-binding transcription factor activity, RNA polymerase II-specific.
GCCGCAGUAGUAAGACGUGUGGUGUAUUGUUAUUUUUCGUGUCGCGAUUAUAUGUAACGACGAUGGAUGUCCUACCGAGCGGUAACCUGUUCCGCGAACUGCAGGACGUGACCGACACGGGAUACUUUGAGUGGAAAUCCCUCGAGGAUUAUUGGGAACAGUCAAUGUACGAAAUGGAACGUUACCUCCGCGAGGAGCCUCGGGGAAAACGCGCUGCACUUUACCAAGACGCAGAAGACUGGGCAGUUUCGACUACCUCUCUUCCUCUGACCCCGUCGCCGUCGCCAGCCUCCCCCUUAUCACCCAUCUCUCCGGGACUCUUCACUGUGUCCGCAGUCAAAACAGAGCCUCUGAGUGACUCGGACGAGCCGAGAGAUGAGCCUCCCAGUCCUGCCCCUGCGCGUAGGCACCCCCCACGUCACAACUCCCACGCUCAUGGGACCGAUCCACGCAGGCGCGUCCACCGCUGCGAGUUUCCAGCUUGCGACAAGGUUUAUACAAAGAGUUCGCAUCUGAAGGCCCAUAAAAGGACGCAUACAGGCGAGAAGCCGUACAAGUGCUCCUGGGAAGGUUGCGAAUGGCGGUUCGCACGCUCAGACGAACUGACCAGGCAUUACCGUAAGCACACGGGCGCGAAACCUUUCCGCUGUCACCAGUGCGAGCGAUGCUUCUCUCGCUCGGACCAUUUAGCGCUGCACGCCAAGCGACACGCGUAGCCCGAGGCGAAGAAAUCCACUCCCAAAAAGCGAACCAGCAGAAGCAAGCGGCAUCCGAAACUGGUAUCACUCCUGACGGCUGGGUUUGCAAAAUAAAUUAUUGGGUUGGAUGGUACAAAUCGCAAGCCAAAGAAACGUCGCUACAUCGUAGUUGAGUCAGCUUUACUUUAAGGUUUUAUUAAAGUUUAAUCUCUUCCGGCCUUCUGUUUUGGUUUGUUUGAUUGUAUGUAGCUUGAUAAGUUUGUCAAAAGGCUCUUUAACGAUGGACGAUGUGUUCUUUUAUAAGAUAUCACUGACAAAGGAAUACAUUAAUUUGUCUCUAACAUUAAAUGAAAUGUACACGAAAUUUUUAUCAUUCGAUCUGCAUGUUAGUUAGCUUAGUAAGUCCUUUGAUAGGUCUUGAUAGAUUAUUGCUUCCAAAAACAUCAAAAUAUUAAUUCGUUUUUUUUAUUGAAUUCGGGGAUGCGAUUUGACUUAAUAUUUAGUUUAUAUAAUGAAUGUUAAAGAGCCGAAUUGAUAAUUGUGCCAUCAUUAGAAAAACGCGUGGACACAUAAAAUAUAAUACUGCAUUUGAGAUAUUUUUUUCUAACAAAUUUCUCUAGUUUAAAUUGAAUGUUUAGAUGUAGACGUUAUUAGAUGGCUCUGUUAUAAGUGACGUGCUUCCACGCGUUUUUUGCAUUUCGAUACGUGACAUUAUUUAUUGGAUCGGGAUGUUGGGCAAAUGAUCCCACCGAUGCCGGCGCCCUGCACAACAUUAAUCUUAAGUUAGCAAGUGCGUCACGUUACCUGAUUAUCUUAAUAACCCCAAGUGUAGGUCAUUCGAUAAAUAUUCAGCUUAAUUCAACUUAAAUAUCUCAUAGCUCAGUCACGUUUCUAUAUCUCUGCAAUGAGACUUCACACGCCUGUGCAGUUGACGUUUUUCACAAGCACCGUUCCUGGACUUAACAGGUUCUCUUCAGUGGCGCAUCAGCUGAACAUCUAACACUUGGGGUACGAUUCCUGAUAGGAAAUGUUAUGCGUAUUUAAGUUUAUUUAGUUGUAAGAUAAUAAUAUAUUGCAUAUUAAAGUUUCUCAUUCCGUUUUGUAUUCUUUAGUAUUAAAUAGUUGAUUAACAGCAUAUUACUUUUUGACAGUUGUAACAAUAUUUGGCAUUUUUUUUCUAAACAAGCCUGUAAGGGUGUUGAUAGUGUAAUGAUUAUAUACAUAUUUAUAGGACAUUCAUAAGAAUUAAUAUUGAUUAUAUGAUAAAAUGUAAUCAGACUGUUUCGAAUAUAUAUUCAUUGCUGUCGAUAACAAAACUCAGGUAAACCUAUGUUAAAGAGAUUUUAGUUUAUUUGUGUAUGCACAAAAGAGCUAGUACUCUGUCUAAUAUAUGAUGAGUAUUGAAUCUUCUUCUUCUUUUGUCGCCUCUUUAUAACUGCUGGCUGUCCUUAUUCGUGUCCGUGAAAUUUAAUUAAUUGAUUAACAUAUUAUAUUCAUAAUAUUCAUAAAUAAUUCAAGUUUCCUACGUGCAUCAUAUGCAGUAUAUAAUAGUUUAAAUCGACUAAAAAUAGAAACGACUGGCUCGUAACUGCCGUAUAUAGCGUCUAAGUAUUUCUACCGUUGGGUGAACGUAUAAUUAUUUCAAAGUACUGAGUGUUUAAUAAGGCUAUAAAUCUGGGGCCAACGAUAUUAUUACUCUCAUUGUAUGUCGGAAUUUAAUUGGAAAUCCAAAAAAAGUUUCAAUCCAGCGAAAUAUUUAUUAAAGCUUUCAAUAAUGAGGCACCACAACCUACGGGUUAGUACAAUUAGGUGUACAUUUUGUGACGUAAUAAAUUUGACACCAGAUUUUUCGACCAAAUUAAGACUUCUUUUUAAACUCAUACUGAUCAUAAUCCAUUAGGAUCGUCUCAAUAAACGGAUGAUACGUCCAAAACUUGCUUAUGUAAUUUUUGUAAACAAAAUAUCUCGUUUAUUCCGUCUAAAUAUAUUAAUGGGUGUAAUUAGAUCAAGAAUCUACUGCUAUUAUGGUUCGAAAUUAAAAUUCAUAAAAAAACUAACUUGCUGAAAACAACAAAAAAAUUUACUUCCGGUUGGAAAUUCCGAACAAAAAUUGAGUUUCGUAAAAACUUUAUUUACACCCGGUAAACAGGUAUCCCAGUAUUUUAUAUCUAAAUUUUUCUGGUGUAAUUUUCUAUAGUGUCCGGAAUUAAUUUACCACAACCAACAAAAUUAUAGACAAAAUUUAAAUUAUCAUUAAACUAACGUACAUCGUUCACACAACGUAAACUUAUACAUAUAUACUCUUAAAUACUUCGCUUUAAAUUAAUUAAUAUUAAAAUUUUGGAAAUUUUUAAAUAAAGAAAAAGUAUUAUUUCUUUUUGAGACUAACGUUUUAGUGGUUAAUCUGUCUGCUCGCCCUGUGACGUCAACUGCGCUAGACCUUUGCUAAAGAUUGCCAAAAUUUAUAAAUAAUGCACGAUAGCUUGAUCGUGACGUCAUAGUUGGCGGUGGGCGUUAACAAAACUUUCUUUUACUAAGAAAAUAUAUCGAACGAAAUUUUUUAAGUACCUAUAAGCGAUCUAUAAAAUGUGAUUCAUAGUUAGUUAUAAUGAAUGUGGGAAAUUGGUGUUUGGGUAUGUGUAAUAUGCUUAUACUGUCUUAGGUAUGAUUAGGCUAUUUAUUUAUGUAUGGCUGGAUCGCGUAGCACGAGUAGAAAAAUAUAUAAUACUAUAUCUAAAAUUUAAUAUUGACGUUGUGGUAUAUAAAAUUUUUGGUAAUGAUAUAACGCGGCUGUGUGUUUUUGAAUCAACUUUAGAUAGGUUUAAAGUAUGGACCUACUGAAGGUUGGAAGCGAGAGAUUUUUCGUAUCUUUUCUAUGUAGGCUUCGUCACAAUUGAUAUUUAAAAAGUAUUUUUAUUAUGUAAUAUAAGCUUUACUUUUUAUAAUUUUCUGAUAUUUGUAUAUGUUUAGUAUAGAUUACCAGUUCAAAUACAAAUUUACUUUACCAAUUAUUUAACCCACGAUAAAUAGGAAAAAUUGGAAAGUUAAAAUGGAGACACCAUUCCUAAACGAUGGAUACAGCAAGGUUCCGAUGUUUUUUUAUAUUUAUAAAAUUAAUUCGUAUCUUCGGUAAUUUAUCAUUUCUACAUAACAUUCCAAUGCUUCUUCGGUGGGUUGAUACAUAUCAUUGUUAUGUAAACUAAAACGCUGAUCGACAUAACUAUUUACAUUGUGUUUAUGUACGUAGAAUAUACUUACUGUGCUAACCUCGCCUUAAUAGCGAGGUCCUAAUUCCUCAAUGUCUUAAGAUAAUUGUUUCAAUACCCGCUGUAUAUUUUUGCGACUUAAUUCGAGUACGCGUUUUGUCGUUAUGUCAAACUAUCGCACUGCGUGACCACUCGGUCGAGAAUGUACAGUGAGGAAUGCAUUUCGUUAUUGUUGAAGUUUGUUAGAAGGGACGCUUGUUAGUACCUGUGACUUGUAGCUAAUGUGUUCUAGCAUUCGUAAUGCAUAAUAAUUAAAAUAUUAUAAUGGUGCGCUUUUUUUGCAAUAUUAGCUUGUUUUAGUGUUGUUUAAAUAUAUUUAUAGAAUGGAGACGACACAAUGGUUAGGAUUAUUACACCAUAACGUCAAACCAUUACUAAUUUCUAAGACAAUUUCGGUAGAACAAUUUAGUGUGUUGAUUCCUGACAGUAAUGAAAAUUUACAUUUUUGUUGAUCAAUAAAUGACAAGUAUUUUUCGUCCGUUGGGUGUGUCUCCAUUAUUGUUAAGUAUGUUGCAAUUUAUUAAAUGUCGAUUUUUGUUUUACAGUUACACAACCAAAUUUUAUACUUAACUGUAGUUUAAUACAUUUAAUCUCAUUAAAUUUUAUAUAAUCAUAUGUAAAUGUAAAAUUGUUGUACCUAGUUAAGAGAACAAUGGUAUAUUGUAAUUUCCUCGAAACUUUAAAACCAUAGACACUUGUGGUCAGCGAUAUUUCUUGAAAAUAAUAAUUAGUCGAACGUCUAACAAACAAUCAAAGUUUAACAGAAUAGUAAUAAUGCAUGUCUGACGUGUUUGUGGACCUUUCUACUUAAUACGAAUGCAAGACGAUGCGGAUUUUUCGAUUAGCAUUUUAGCUAAUUAGGC